Messenger RNA from Fraxinus pennsylvanica, 444 nucleotides. The record is from the annotation of a GenBank genome assembly. NCBI's taxonomy places the organism in Eukaryota, Viridiplantae, Streptophyta, Magnoliopsida, Lamiales, Oleaceae.
AUGUCUGCUAUUACACAUUCGCCAUUUCCAACCGCCCACCUUUCCUCUCACGCUCCGCGCGAAACCAAAUCAUUCCUUUCCCCACCGAUGACCUUCUCCAAACUCAAACCCCUCCGCCACCUCCGCGGCUUCACUGUCUUCGCCGCUGCCGUACGCCAAGGCACAACUCUCUGGACCCCUGCCACGCUGUUAGAAGUCUCCCCAGCUGCCGAGUCGCUUUUCCACAUCACCAUCGACGUCUCUGACUCCCCCGGACCUCGCCUUCUCGUACACCAAGGCUGGCCAGUACCUCCAGCUCCGCCUCCAGGACACCAAUACAAAACCAUCCUUCCUUGCAAUUGCGUCUCCACCUUCUACCGCCGAGUCGAAGGGGAUUUUCGAGUUCGUCGUGAAAUCCAUCACGGGGUCCACCGUGGAGCUCCUUUGUGGGCUCCAGAAAGGUGA